UUGCUCACAUGUCAUUUAAAAGAGAUUCUGAUAAUUAGGCCUACUUCAUAGUUCAAUAAGCUUGUUGAAAACAAAUUCGCUUAGUUGAGAAUAUCUUUAAGACAUUGCGAUUACGACAGCUGACUAAAUGAUGGUCUUACGGUCACUACAAUCACGAGGUUGCCAGCCUUUUAAACGAUUCCACCGAUUGUUUGCGACAAGUGUGAGCUCCGAUAUUUCUUCAGCUGCCAAAUCAACCCCUCUUUCACAACCAUUGCCUGGACUCCCCAAACCAAUUUUUGCUACUGUUGGAUCCAGUAAUCAUGAAACCAAAAUAACCGUUUUGGAAAAUGGUCUUCGAGUUGCAUCAGAAAACAGAUAUGGAAAGUUUUCAACCGUUGGAGUUGUAAUUGAUUCAGGAUCAAGAUAUGAAGUUGCAUAUCCCAGUGGGGUUUCACAUUUCUUGGAGAAGUUGGCUUUUGGGGCCACUCAAGAAUAUGGAGAUCGUGACAAAAUCAUGCAAGUUUUGGAAAAGCAUGGUGGUAUUUGUGAUUGUCAAUCAUCCAGGGAUACCUUUAUUUAUGCUGCCUCAAUUGAAACAUCAGCUCUAGAUACUGCCAUUAAAGUACUGGGUGAAGUUAUUUUACGACCAAAAUUAACUCCGCAAGAGAUCGACGAUGCACGUCUGGUGAUUUCGUUUGAAUUAGAAAAUAUGGAAAUCCGUCCUGAACAAGAACCUCUACUUUUGGAAAUGAUUCAUGCGGCUGCUUACAGGGAUAAUACGCUUGGCUUGCCGAAAGUUUGCCCCCAGGAAAAUGUGACCACGAUUGAUCAAUCGAUAAUUUACACGUUUCUCAACAGUCAUUACGACCCGUCGAGAAUGGUUCUUGCUGGUGUAGGAGUCGAGCACGAGGCUUUGGUCGAAUGCGCUCAAAAGUAUUUUGUUGAAAAGAAACCAAUUUGGGUGCAAGAUAGCUCUCUAGUUAUCCCCGGCCGUAGAGAGAUUGAUCGUUCAUUAGCUCAAUAUACCGGUGGAAUGGUCAAGGUGGAGAAGGAUUUGUCCGACGUCAGUCUAGGUCCAAAUCCCAUGCCGGAAUUAGCUCACAUCGUCCUCGGAGUCGAGAGUGGUUCCCAUCAACACGACGACUUUGUUGCUCUUUGUGUUCUCAGUAUGAUGAUGGGAGGUGGUGGAUCGUUCUCUGCUGGUGGUCCCGGCAAGGGAAUGUACACUCGUCUUUAUACAAAUGCUUUAAACAGAUAUCACUGGAUGCAUAAUGCCACUGCUUACAAUCAUGCGUAUGCUGAUUCUGGCGUUUUCUGCAUUCAUGCUUCGUCCCACCCAUCACAACUGAGAGAAUUGGUAGAUGUUAUCACUCGCGAAUUAGUUGCAAUGGCUGGAAUUAUCGAGCAUUCGGAAUUAUCGCGGGCCAAAAAACAAUUGCAAUCAAUGCUUUUGAUGAACCUUGAGAGUCGUCCUGUAGUUUUUGAAGACAUUGCUCGACAAGUUCUGGCUACUGGCAAGCGGAAGCGAACGGAAGAGUUCAUUGAUAAAAUCCGUUCUAUUACAGCUGAAGAUAUUCAGAGAGUCGCUAGUCGAAUGCUGAAAACCAAGCCUUCAGUGGCCGCUCUCGGUGAUUUAAGGAGACUCCCUGAAUACCAGUCAAUCGAAUCUGCCCUAUCAAGUGCUGACGGCAAACUCCCGCGACGAGGAAGAUUUUCCGUCUUCCACUAAUCUUGAUGAACCUUAUCCGCUUGAGGGCAUUAUCGUCCAUCGUUUCUGAUCGGAAGUUAUGAAGAAAACAACAUCGAUAAGUCGGCAAGUCAACUACAACAAUGUUAUAUUUGGUUGUACAUCGCGACCCAUAGAAUCUUGUGUUUUAAAUAAAAUUCUUUUUGAUUA
This is a messenger RNA of Daphnia pulicaria, 1879 nucleotides long. Its product is annotated as mitochondrial-processing peptidase subunit alpha-like. The transcript is spliced from 11 exons. The coding region runs from base 128 to 1711 and encodes 527 amino acids. Gene Ontology annotation, cellular component: mitochondrion. Gene Ontology annotation, molecular function: metal ion binding; metalloendopeptidase activity. Lineage: Eukaryota; Metazoa; Arthropoda; Branchiopoda; Diplostraca; Daphniidae. The record is from RefSeq and is a predicted model, not a curated record.